Messenger RNA from Rosa chinensis, 3949 nucleotides. RefSeq names its product formin-like protein 7. The record is from RefSeq and is a predicted model, not a curated record. The coding region runs from base 1556 to 3292 and encodes 578 amino acids. Lineage: Eukaryota; Viridiplantae; Streptophyta; Magnoliopsida; Rosales; Rosaceae. The transcript is spliced from 3 exons.
UUCCGAAAACCCUACCAUCGAUCGCUUAUUUUGAUUCAAAUCAUUAUCGCUUUCAUUAUUAUCGGGUUUUGAUUUUUCGGAUUGUUUUCAUUUGCUGCGGCUUUAUCUUCAAUCUGUUUUGAGGGAUUUGAUUGUGUGUGGAGCUCUGUUUGGUUUAGUGGCUAAAUGAAGGAAUAGGAAGAAUGAGAUCUUGAUUACGGGUUUUGAUUUAAUUCCGAUGAUAUGUAGUAGAGGAAUGAAAGUGUUGGCUACCCAUACCAAGUUUGCUCCUUUUCCAUGAUCAACUUGGAGGAUUGAGCUCGCUUAUCAACUUUGAUCAUUUGUAUUUCUGGGUUUUGAUUAUUUUGGAAUUUUUAAUUCUAUGUUACCUGAAACUAUCUCCCAUUUUUGUGAAAUUUUGAGGCGGUUUCUGUUUAUUCAUGUUAAGCAAGUUGUUGUUGUUCUAUGAAAUUGGUUAUUGAAAUUUUUAUGUUCCAUGGUCUGUAAUUGCUUGGAAUUGCCCAUCAUGUGUUUGCUGAAAUGGUUCUAUUAAAAAAACACCUGCAUAUGCAAAGUGUAUAAAGGAGUUAACUUUAUUGUUUCCGGAUUGUUGAGCGCAUUAUUUUGUUUUGUGGAAGAUACUUUUGUUGCUGGACUGCUGGCACAUUUUGUGACAUUGAUUACCUUAAGUUUAUGAGUAACUAUAUAGGGGAAUUGAACUUAGCUAUAAAGGUUUUAGGUUUUCGUUUUGUUUUGCUGGGGGAUUCGUUUGAUUUAGGUACUUUGCUAAAAAAAUUAAUUAGUUAGUCUUAGUAUGAGACCGGUUUAAUGUGUUAUUGUGAUUCCUGUUCUGAUUACUGUUUCCAAGUAGAUGUGGUGAAUGGUGGUUUUGUAUAUCACGUGUAUCUCUUACUUUCAUGAUUUUGUUUAUUUACACCCUGCUUUUGGAUGCUGGUGGUUGUCUUCCAGGCUAUGGACCAUCAGAUAGCAAAUGACUCAAACCCUUCAAACCCUAAGCCCUUCAUUUUCAGUUUCAUUAAUUAUAUCAGAGUCAAAUAUAUUGCCUCCUUUACUUACAAUUUACACCUUUCAAAUACCAAACUUCCUUUUGUGUUUACAUUUCAAUGUGAAGAUGCAGAUCCUAAUCGUUUAUUAUUGCUUUACCAGAAACUAUGGCUUUUAUUGUCAACUGUUUUCUUUGAAGGUGCAAACUUUGAUUUCAUGUCCUUACUAGGUUCUUUGAGUUUCUCUUAUUUCCUGUAUUUGGUUAGGUUUGCCGUAAUGAGUUUUUGAUUAUGGCGCUUCAUUUUUCUUUUUAAAACGAAAUUCUCUCUUUUAUGUAGUAUUAUCGAUUGAAUUGAAAAAGUGAUGUAUUUGAUUGUAUAGAUUCUUAAGAUGACAAUAUUCUUAAUGAAAAUAUAAACUUUGAGCUUUUAUGGAAGCUGUCUUAGGGUUUGUGAUUUAUGUAUUGAGUUUGCUGUUCUAUAUCCUUUUGAUCUUUGAGGAAUUGUAACAUUUGUAUUUGUCUGCACUCUGCAGUACAUCAAUCCUAUUAUUUGGGCAGGGUCAGACACCCAUGCCACCUGCAAACCAACAGCGUCCACCACCUCCCCUUCAUUUCCAUUUCCAACAGGGCUCUCUGGCACCACCGGCACCGCCAAAUGUAGUUCAGCAGGCUAUAGGUCAGCAGGGUCCUUAUUUAUAUCAGACACCUAUGCCACCUGCAAACCAACAACGUCCACCACCUCCCCUUCAUUUCCAUUUCCAACAGGGCUCUCGGGCAGCACCAGUACCACCAAAUGUAGUUCAGCAGGCUAUAUAUGCAGUCCCACCUCCGAUAGGUCAGCAGGGUCGUUAUUUAUAUCAGCACGGUUUUGUUGCCCCACCUCUCCCUACUCACCAAAGUUCAUCUGUCCCGUUCAGUGGGAUGCCAAAUACAGGGCAAUCUUAUGGACACCCCGUUCCACCAGUCCAUGGAAGCACAUGGCAUAACAUGCAACAUUCUUCAACAGCAGGAAACUGGAAUUUCCAACGGAUUCAUCCACCAGCACUUGUGACUCCGCAUGCUCCUCCCUACCCAUACAUGUCAAAGGCUGCAGUACCACAUGGAGCAUUACCCCCUUCAAAUAAUACUACUUCUGGUUGUGCUGCACAAGGACCAACAUGGUGUAGAGCUUUGUAUCCAGCACAACCACAGGCUGGUCUUCAGCAUAAUCCACCACCCCCUCCCGCCUCUAUUAUUGUCAAUCCCACUUCACUUGGAACUUCUGGACAUUUAACAGCCGGCGCUUCUGAAAUGGCUUCCUUGGCUCUCCUACCAGCAGCAAAUCCUCAAUCACCCUUUGCGCCAUUGCCCACCGCUCCUUCACCUUCAACUUCAUUGCCAAAGCUUGAUGCUUUCAGUUUUCCUAGUCAUCCCCACAUUGAUCGUAGGUCUAAUAAACUUCUGUUGACUGAAACGAGGCCUCUAAAUGCUUCUGACAUGGAGAUUGAAGAUCCUCUUAUAAGAAUUUUCAGUGCCGAUCGUGGUCUCUUAAUUGAAAUAACAAAUUCAAAGUGUCCUCAAUCACAUGAGGAGCUGAGUCUUUCACAAAAUAAGAAGAUGAAGAAGAAGAAGAAGAAGAAGAAGAAGAAAAGGUGUAAAACCCCCGAGACAAAUAUUAAAAGUUGUGAAAGUCCCUCUAUACAGCCUCAACUUGUACAAGUGACAGAUCAAGAGGUAGAAAUGCCUCAGGAUUUGAGUUUCUCAGCGAAAAACAAGAAAAGCUGUAAACUCCUUGACUGUAGUAUGGAAGUGUGCGACGUUUCUGUUGGUACUUCUGUUAUGGAAAGCAAUAUGCCAGCAGUUGAUCCAUAUAUACAGCCUUCUAUGGAGCAGCUUGUUGUGCAGCCACUUGUGGAGGGAAUGAGUACAACAACAAACUCAAAAAGCCCCAAACCUAAUGCAGAUUUUGGCUGCUUACAAGAAACAAAGAAAAAGAAGCAGAAGAGAAGUCACAAAACCAAUGAGAAUAAAGAGCUACCAGUGGAAACAAUGAUGCCAGAAGCAGAUCCAUCGUUUCAGCGUUCUUUUGCAAUGUUCUCUGAACAAGAAUUAGAGGUGUCACAACCACUUAAUGUUGAUGCAGGACCACUUGUGGAGGGAAUGAGCAGAACAUUAAACCCAGAAAAGCCCAGGCUGAAUGCAGAUUUUAACUGCUCACAAGAAACAAAGAAGAAAAAGCGAAAGAGAGAAAUAUUAAUGGAACCAAUGAUGCCAGAAGCAGAAUCAUCUCUUCAGCCUUCUCUUACAAUUUCUCUGAACAAGUACUAGAGGGAAUGAGCACAAGAAUAAACUCGGAAAGUAGUCCCAAGCCCAAUGUAGAUAUUAGCUGCUCACAAGAGAUGAGGAAAAAAAAUCCAAAGAGAAAGCGCAAUUCUUGUGAAAAUAUAGAGCUAUUAGUGGAAAUAAUGACGCCAGAAGCAGAUCCAUCUCUUCAGCCUCUUCUUGCAAUAUUCUCUGAACAAGAGGUAGAGGUGACACAUCCACUUGAUACUAGUACAGAGUGGAAAGAUACCAAGUUUGAUGAAGUUCCUUCCUCGUCACAUUUGGCUCCAAAAGCUGAUACUGAAGUAGUUGCUAUCAGUAGAGAGGGCAGUCUUUUGCAGAUGGCACAAUCUUCACCUGAAAAAUCUCUUCUUAAGUGUUCUCAGAAAAAGCUUCUCAUUCUUGAUAUUAAUGGGCUGCUUGCUGAUAUUGUUCAGAUGGAAGAUUCUAACUGCAGUAGUUUUAAACCAGACAAAGUUAUAUCAUGGAAAGUAGGUGAUAGUGUAUUUAAAUAUCUAUAGAGAUGUAUUCUCUUAAAGUGGUAUGGAGCCUCAUUCUCUCCUCUCUCUUCUUUUCACAGUUUUUAAGAGGCCAUUUUGCGAUGAUUUUAUCCAGUUCUGCUUUGACAGAUUUGAUGUGGGUGUGUGGUCUUCAAGAAUCAAG